Molecule: messenger RNA, 5118 nt
Organism: Doryrhamphus excisus (bluestripe pipefish)
Lineage: Eukaryota; Metazoa; Chordata; Actinopteri; Syngnathiformes; Syngnathidae
Source: RefSeq, a predicted model, not a curated record
GGGGAAAAAAAGCAUCCGCAUAAAAUGCUGUUGGACAGCAACAAUUGAAUUUGCCAAAUGUAAAAGCUCUCUUAGUUUUUUUCAGCGUCCACUCACCGGGAUGGACACGCUGGUGCCGGCCGUGAAGCGAGCGCCCGAGUCGAAGCCGCCCUCCACCAUCACCGUGGACCCCGGCGGGUACACGGCCCCCAUGGGAUAGUAAGCCAAGGGGACGUUCUGUCCCAUGUGGCCCACGGGCAUCUGCGGCUGCAUGGGCAUGUAGACCUGCGUGCCCACGUAAGGGGACGACAUCUGAGGCAUCUGGCCGGUCACCUGAGGUGGAAGCACGUAUCUGGGCUGGUAGAUCUGCACAGGGAAGAAGAAGAAGAAGACGACGUCACUAGCACGCUCCCGAGGUGGGUAGCUUUCCGUGUCGCCGUAGUUACCUCAGAGUAGGCGGGGGGCGUGUCCGUGUAAGGAGGCGCCUGAGGAGACAUUUGCAUAGCAGGAGGGUAAACGGGCGCAGUGUUCUGCUGAGGGUACACACUCUGCUGAGGAUAGGAACCUGCAACAUAACAAGGACUUUUAGAACACACUAAAUACGAAUUAGUCUUGGUUGCGGAACACAUCACACAUCAUCACAGGCCAAUUUCCCUGAGGGAAUCCCAAAGGGAUUAAUAAAGAAUUCCGUCUGUCUGUCACAUCUGAACAUUACUAAAAACUAGGUAGUUUUUUUAAAUUCAAAAGGGUUAAUAUUACAGGAAAAAAGCUGUAACAUACACGAAUAAUACAUUUUAUUUGCUAUCCAAAGUCCCCAAACCAGAACAAUAGUUGCCCACCUAAUUGACUGAUUUAUUGUCAAAAUUAUCUCACCAUUUACGACAAUAAAAUUGCAGUAUUGGUGACAAUAUGACAACAAACUGUAAUAAAAUGUCAGAAAUUAGUCACAUUUGGUGGGAGGGAAAAGUCAAAAAUCAGAACAGCAAUUGUUAGUGAAAAUUCCCACACGGCCUUAAACACAGCACCCCGCUUUACGACCAUAAAGUCGUAGUAUUAACAAAAAAUAUAUAUUAUUACCACGGGGAAAAUAGAAUGGUAACAUCCAGUAAUGCAUUUUUGGUUGGAAAAACUAAAAUUCAAGCACAUACGUAAGCAAUAUGAGAAUAAACUGGGAAUGUAAUGUUAUAAAUGCAAUUUUAUCGAGCGUUUGUCGAAAUUCCCACAAGCGUAAACAAGCAUAGUUUGAGCCCCCUCCUUCGACAGACCCGUUAUGUAUUCAUCAGGUCCUAUUAUUAAAUAUCUGAUGAAAACAUCCAUUCAAACUGAAGAUCCUUGGUGGACUGUGGCAAAAUAGACCGAAGCUAGCUUGUUUUGGUGGUGGACUGCCCGUAGCCAAUAUGACAUAAUCUAACGACAAAUGGCGGCGGAGGUGACGUUUUUUGUGGCGCCAUGAAGUCCCAGGACCUUCCUGCCAGAGAUGCCCCGCCUCUUACCGUCAACGAGCAGGUCAUCGUGAUGUCCGGCCAGGAGACGAUACGCGUGUUGGAGGUGGAAGUGGAUGCGUCGUCUUCAUCGGUACCAGAAGGGAAGAGAAGUGAAGGCAAAGCGGACGAGGGAGGGGCUCCACCCGAGGGAAGCCACCCACGGGACGACCAGGCGGCGCCCGCGGAGGUUCCGCCGCCCGCCGCUCAGACGGUUGCACCAACUGUGCCCAUCAGCGUGUCCCUGCCGGCGCCGCCGCCAGCGGCCGCUGUCGCUGUCCAAGGUUGCCCGCAGGUUCUGUCCCAGGAGAGUUUGGCCACGCUGAUGACCGCCGGUAUGUUGGCCCAGACGGGCUCCCUAGGCCAGCCCCUGCUCAUCCCCAUCGGCGGCCAGGGGGGUCUGGCCGUCCUCACCCUGCCCACGACCAACGUGGCCACUCUGUCCGGGCUCGCCGCCGCCACCACGCAGCCCGGGAACCUCCUCAAGCUGCCCUUUGCGGGCCUUCAAGCUGCAACAGUUCUCAACUCGGUCCAUCCUCAGCUGCAGACCAGCACGCAGGGGGUGUUCCAGUCUCCGGCAGCUUCCAUGCAGCCCGUGCAGACCACCUUGCAGCAGCCGCCGCCCACGUCGGCCGUCAACGCUCCUGCCGCUCAGGAGAUGGCGACAUCGGUGGCGGCGGCGGCAGCUCAGGCCUCCGCGCCGACUCCCACCGCCGCCGCUAACCUAUCCGUGGCGGCGCUCCAGACGGCGGGGCUGUCCAUCAACCCCGCACUUAUCAGCGCCACCUCGCUCGGAGCUCAGACCCAGUUCCUCAGUUCACUCACCUCCUCCCCCAUUAUCACCAGCACCAUGUCCAACAUGGCCGGCAUCACCAGCCAGAUCCUGACCACGGCUCAGGGACAGGUGAUCGGAACGCUCCCUCUUCUGGUGAACCCGGCCUCCCUGGCCGGGGGGGCCGCCACCCCCGCCCUGCCCCUCCAGGGUCUGCAGGUCCAGACCGUCACGCCACAGCUGCUCCUGAACACGCAGGGCCAGAUCAUCGCGGCGGUGGGGAACGGCGCCGCCACUGCCGCCGCCCUGGCCGCCUCCGCGGCGGUGCUCCCCAAAGCCGCCGCCCCGCCUGCAGCUUCCAAAGCCACCCCCCAGCUCUCAGCUGCCAGCCAGUCGCCCGUCAUCAUCGCCCCGCAGCCGUCACCGCUCAAGAGCGCCACCACGCCGCCCUCCGCGGCCCCCGUGACCUGUGCCGACAUGGCCAAAGUGGGGCAGCUGGUCAGCAAGCCCCAUCUGGCCCCCAGCGGGGAGGAGGGCAUCAAUCUGGAGGAGAUACGAGAGUUCGCCAAGAACUUCAAGAUCCGCCGGCUGUCGCUGGGGCUCACGCAGACGCAAGUGGGGCAGGCUCUGACCGCCACGGAAGGCCCCGCCUACAGCCAGUCGGCCAUUUGCAGGUUCGAAAAGCUGGACAUCACCCCCAAGAGCGCCCAGAAGCUGAAGCCGGUGCUGGAGAAGUGGCUGGCCGAGGCGGAGCACUGGAACCAGAAGGGCCAGCAGAACCUGAUGGAGUUUGUGGGCGGCGAGCCGUCCAAGAAGCGCAAGCGGCGCACCAGUUUCACGCCCCAAGCCAUCGAGGUGCUCAACUCCUACUUCGAGAAGAACUCGCUGCCCACCGGCCAGGAGAUCACCGAGAUCGCCAAGGAGCUCAACUACGACCGCGAGGUGGUCCGCGUUUGGUUCUGCAACCGGCGACAGACGCUGAAAAAUACCAGCAAGAUUAACAUUUUCCAGGUGCAGUAGGGAAUCCCGGAGCGCCUUUUGUAAAUACCGGGACAUCAAAAGGACCUCACUGAUGCUGCAAAGUACUGAAGCCAGUCAGUACACUUGGAUACGAUGUACACUGCGCACUUACUUCCCGAGUGCACACAUUUUCCACACUCCAGUGCUGUCACAAAUCCAUUAUUCCCUGGAAAAGUUUAGUAGUCCCACUCCUUGGUGACCUUUUAGGAGGCUAACUUACCAUUUCCUCCGGCAUUUACUGCACUUAUGAGCUUGGUCUCCAAUGGAGUACUUCAGUAAGUGUACUCGGUCCACUGCAUACUUAUUGUACUUUCUAUUUUGACAGUGUAGUGCGCUCCCAAAUCAUCUUCCUCUCGUUUUUUUUAAGGUUGGAAAGGUGUAGUAGUCUCUGCAUGUUCUCCCCGUACGUGGGUGGCUUUUCUCCGAGUACCCCCCCCCCCCCCCCCGCCCCCAUUCCAAAAACAUGCUAGGUUAAUUAGCGACUCCAAAUUGUCCAUAGGUAUGAAUGUGGGUGGGAAUGCUUGUUUGUCUAUAUGUGCUCUGUGAUUGGCUGGCCACCAGACCACGGAAGACUGCUGGGAUAGGCUCCAGCACCCGCCCCCCGCUCCCAUUCCAAAAACAUGCUAGGUUAAUUAGCGACUCCAAAUUGUCCAUAGGUAUGAAUGUGGGUGGGAAUGCUUGUUUGUCUAUAUGUGCUCUGGGAUUGGCUGGCCACCAGACCAGGGAAUACUGCUGGGAUAGGCUCCAGCACCCCCCCCCCCCACACACCCUCGUGAUGAUAAACGGUAGAAAAUGGAUGGAUAUUAAUCAUGAAACAUGUGACAAACAUCUAAAAAAUGGGGGAAACACUUUUUCCCACCACUGCACACUUGAAUGCAGUAUACUCUGUAUACUCUGUAUACUCUGUAUACUGUGUACUUGGUUCCUGAGUGGGCUCACGUUGACAGUGUAGUACUCUCCCAAAUCCCCACUUCUUCUUCUCUGCUUUUUAAGUUUGUAAAUGUUUGGUGGCCACCGAGUGUACUACCUGGAAGUGUCUGCACUCGUGCCCUCAAACGACAACUAAGAACACUUAGUACCUAAAGUGCGGCAAGAUGGAGACUACCGACUACCAUUAAGUGUCCGUUUUGAGCGUUCUGAAUGCCAUAAAGGACAAUCAGCAAUGUUGUUGAUAAUCAUAAAAGAUGAAGUCCCGUGACGUGUGUUGGAGUUUUCUACGUUUUCAAUCCCUUUUUUUUCCACCUCCUCCUGGUGCAGUUUCGUUUUAAUAGUUUUAUUUGUGAUGUUAAUCUGUGUCCUUCAGUCUUUUUUUGUUAGAUUACAACAAGAUGGUUAGUAAGAGAUUUUUAAAGACAUUUUUUCAUGAUGAUUAUAAUAUAAAUCAAAUAAGAGACAUAUGUACAAGGUGAACGUGUGUUGCUUUUUUUCUUACUUGUUUUGUUUUGACUUUUUUUUUUAACAAUUCAUGCACUUUAGUGGCUAAAAGGUGCGACGGCUGGUUUUGUACGCCGCAUGUUUGCGGGAGAUUUUAUGAGAUUAGUGAGUUGUUUUUUUUUUCGGGGACACAAAAAGGAUGUAGCAGCAUUACAAUGCCACCGUCCCACGCAGGCUAAACACCAGAUAAGAAGGCAGUCGGGGUGGACGAUAAAUCAUCCUCAUAAAGCAUGAGGCUUGCCGUGUAUUUUAUAGAAGAAUUGAAAUCUUGUGAAAUAACUCCAUGCUAACUUAUAAAAAUGCAAAUGAGAAUAAUACUGUACAGUACGUAUAUGUAUCUUUAAGGAUCUAUUAUGUGACAGCAGGAGGUGGGAAAACACAAACAAGUUUGUUUUUUUUUUUUGUAAUUUUCUGUCUGGAAAAGUCAAUAAA